Molecule: messenger RNA, 1691 nt
Organism: Cuscuta europaea
Lineage: Eukaryota; Viridiplantae; Streptophyta; Magnoliopsida; Solanales; Convolvulaceae
Source: the annotation of a GenBank genome assembly
AAACAGGAUAUGAUCAGAGACGAGGAAAGGGUUUUACGGUGAUUGGAGAGAAGAUGCAACGACACAGUUCCUGUGGCAAUACGGAGUUCGUAUGUAUGUCGCCCUUUUUGAAUUUCAGACGCGCUAACGUUGAUAUCAGCACGCCUUGUCUCCAUGCCGCUAUCUUCUUCUCCCCCCUUGCUCCCAUCCAUUUUCUUCUUCUCGCAAUCUCUUCUUUUCCACUCAUAUUUGUCCUCUUCCUUUCCAGUAGUCCAAUUCUUGAGAACCAACUGUUCAAAAUAUUUGUGUUUCAUGAUUAAUUACACCAUUUUGGGUUUCCACUAACUUUUGCUUCUUGUUCUCCACACUGGAAUCCCACUGUACUGAAGAAUUCCAAGCUGCUUUCUUUUUAUUUAUUUCUGCGGACCUCAUAAUUAACUAAUCCGAAAUCUGCAGUUGCAGGAAAAGGACAUUAUACCAAUUAGCACUACUUCAUGGAGACAUUAACUGCUACUGCAAUGCCCUUUCCUAGAGAGCCUGCUAACUAUGAAGAGGUAUCAAUGCAGCAAAGUGUCCUGUUUGCCGACAGCCUUAAGUUUCUAUUUCAGGACUUGAAGGAUCUCAGAAAACAACUGUACUCUGCAGCUGAGUACUUUGAGUUAACCUACUUCAAUGAUAAUGAAAAAGAGACAGUUGUAAAUACAUUGAAAGAUUAUGCUAUAAAAGCGCUUUUGAACACGGUGGAUCAUUUGGGCUCUAUGACAAAUAAGGUUAAUGAUCUUUUAGUUGAAAAAGUAGAUAAAGUUUCCGAAACCGAACUUCGUAUGUCUUGCAUUGAACAGAGAUUAAGGUCAUGCCAGGAGCAUAUAGAUCACGAGGGUCUUUCACAACAACAGUUACAGAUAAACACUCCCAAGCACCAUAGAAGGUACAUCUUCCCAGUUGGUGAAGCUCUGCGUGGUCUUGAUGCUGAAGAUGACUGGUCUCAUUUUCGAAAUGCUGUUCGAGCAACAAUUUCAGAAAACCCCCCUUCAGUUGGAAAUGGAAGCUCUUCAACUCCUACUCCAAGACUUACUCAAGACUCUCGCGAUCUCUCAUUGUCCAAGACCGAGUCCAAACGAGAUUUAGGAUCGGAGAAGCGGACAGUGUCGCCACACCGAUUUCCACUUUUGCGAACAGCAUCCCUUGCCAGAAGGUCCAUCACACCUAAAAGAUCUCAGUCAACAACCCCAAAAGGCUCCCAGCCAACCACCCCAAACUCAAGCCAACCAACCACUCCAAACCCAAGACGGCUGUAUCCUUCAGAGCCUCUGAAAUCAGCUUCAAUGCGGCUCCAUACAGACAGGGAAACACAUCGAGAUCCUCAAGAUCAGCAACCCACCGGUAAAAGCAAGCGUCUUCUUAAAGCUUUGCUCAGCAGGCGCAAGUCAAAGAAAGAUGAAACACUAUAUACCUACAUAGAUGAGUAUUAAUGUUCAUAGUUCCACACCCUAGUUUUGCACGAUUUUCGCAUCAUUACAGUGUAUUCGUUAUAUUUCCUGGAGUACUUUAUUCCCCCAAUUGCACAAAAGCAAUGUCACUUGUUCUUGAUAAGUUGAUACAACUCUUAUAUGAUACUACAUAUGAGAUACUACUUUUGUCCAAAUUUAAUGGUAACAUUUGUUUGGGUUUGUUGAUUAUGAAAGUGAUACAAAGUAUCAUUUACUUCUAUU